Molecule: messenger RNA, 2059 nt
Organism: Eruca vesicaria subsp. sativa (arugula)
Lineage: Eukaryota; Viridiplantae; Streptophyta; Magnoliopsida; Brassicales; Brassicaceae
Source: the annotation of a GenBank genome assembly
CAGAUCACUUAACCAAGUUACGAGGGACGAAGACAAACGCAAGGAGAGAGAUGGACGAGGAGAGGAUUCUAGAGAGAGAGAGGGUUCAGAUGGAGCAGAUUCGGGAGCUUGAUUUCGAGGAGUUGCAAGUUGAGGAAGUCGAUGAUUUUCGAGAUUCCGACGACGACGAAGAUGAUGAUCUCGCCGCAUUUCGCGCCACCUCCCACCCUCGUCUCUCUGAUGAUAUUGGUGGUGAUGAACAUAUCUUCAACCCAGAUGUUGCUUCUUUGCAUACCUAUCUUGGCGAGGUUGAGGAUACUCAAAACAGAACUGCUUUUGUGGAUGGAGGCACAGUUUUGAAGAUCCCUCUUUUCUAUCUCGAAGGAGUGGUUCUGUUUCCUGAGUCUACGCUUCCCCUUAGAAUUAUUCAGUCUAGUUUCUUGGCUGCUAUUGAUAGAGCUAUGAACCAAACCAACGCUCCAUGUACGAUUGGUGUGAUUCGUGUUUACAGAGAAGGUAAUCAGUUCAAGUUUGCCAGUGUUGGGACAACCGCAGAGAUACGACAAUACCGUCGACUUAGUGAUGGCUCAUUCAAUGUUAUUACUCGGGGACAGCAGCGGUUUCUCUUAAAGCGUCGUUGGACUGAUGUUGAAGGAUUCCCUUGCGGAGAAGUUCAUAUUGUUGAGGAAGAUGUACCCUUGAGGACUCCCAGGGAUGCUUUUGGGAAGCUGGUACCAAUAAGCAACUUGAGAGCUCCCAGUCACUCGAGUACAAUGACUUUAUCUUUUAGAGAUACCGAUGAAAUGUCAGUAGCAAAUUCUGAAGAAAGUUUUGAAAGUGCUCUUUCUCCAUCAGAAAAAAGACUUCAUUAUUCAGCAGUUGACUCAAUAAUGGAUGACUGGACGAGCAGCGAUGAUGACGAAGUAGUCAGUGCAUCUAAUAUCCAAUCUAGUGGGUCUAAUCCAUUUAGCUCUAGGUCCGUUGGAUGCUUAGCUUCUCGCCAAGAUGAUGAAAGGGAAGAUGGGCAAUCUGCUGAUGGCAAAACUCCUGUUUCAAAAGGGAAAUGUCAAAAGCAAAAUAUGCUGACGAGUUUCCGGAAAAAUACUGAUCUAAACCGAUUCCGUAUGGCCCCAAGAGCAUUUUGGCCAUUCUGGGUGUACCGGAUGUACGACUCAUAUUAUCUUGCUCAACGAGCAGCUGAUCUGUGGAAGCAGAUAGUUGGGGUUCCAAACAUGGAGGCAAUAGUGAAUAAGCCAGAUAUUUUAUCCUUUUUCAUUGCUAGUAAAAUCCCUGUCUCUGAGUCAAUUAGACAAGAGCUCUUGGAGAUUGACGGAGUCUCUUACAGAUUGCAGAGAGAAAUUGAAUUGCUUGAGAGUUUUGAUCGUGUUCGAUGUAAACACUGUCAGACUGUCAUAGCAAGAAGAAGUGACAUGUUGGUUAUGUCUAGUGAUGGUCCUCUAGGUGCCUACGUAAACCCCCAUGGCUAUGUGCAUGAGAUAAUGACCUUUUACAAAGCAAAUGACAUAGCGAUUAGCGGUAGAACUGUUAAAGAAGACAGCUGGUUUCCUGGGUAUGCAUGGACGAUUGCAAACUGUGCAACGUGUGAAACCCAGCUGGGUUGGCUUUUCACAGCAACAAGCAAGAAGUUGAAGCCAUCGUCUUUCUGGGCAGUUCGUAGCUCACAGGUCGCAGAUGACAUGCGCUGAGUAUUACAACAGGUCUCACUCACGGAUCAAUUCCCUACCAAAUAAAGGGUUUCUUUCUACCUUAAACUUCUCCAACUGGUAUUUUUAGCAUCCUUUAUGCAGAUGAAAUAUCACAAAAUAGUUUGUGAAAGCAGAAGCAGACUAGAGUAUAGAGAUUCUAAAGUAGUAACAACAUCUUGAGAGUUUGAUGUCUUUUUUAACAAUAUGCAUUAAUGCAUACAUACGUUAUAUUUGUACACAUGAAAAUAAGAUGUGUGUGAAGGAAACCUGCUUAGGCUAUGAGUAUAAUGAUAUUUUUAGGUUUAACCCUUCUCAAGUACUGGAAUCUAGAAUCUCUUAUGGACUUUCGGACCUUGAAUUAAUUUAAAACUUGG